Rhincodon typus (whale shark) is the source of this 3017-nucleotide messenger RNA. It is a transcript of the gene ccnc, whose product is annotated as cyclin C. The coding region runs from base 244 to 1095 and encodes 283 amino acids. The transcript is spliced from 12 exons. Gene Ontology annotation, molecular function: cyclin-dependent protein serine/threonine kinase regulator activity. The record is from RefSeq and is a predicted model, not a curated record. Gene Ontology annotation, biological process: positive regulation of transcription by RNA polymerase II. Lineage: Eukaryota; Metazoa; Chordata; Chondrichthyes; Orectolobiformes; Rhincodontidae. Gene Ontology annotation, cellular component: mediator complex; nucleus.
GCUCUGACUCGCCCGGAAGACUUUUAUUAGGGAACCUUCAGCGUUACCUCGGAUUCCUUGACGGAACGAUUUAGGUGUUACAUAAGGUCCAAAAGGCCUAAAUGAAAAUUUAGGAUGUACAUUUUACAUACACUUGGUGAGUGAAAAAAAUUGGAAGAAGAAGAAGAAGAAGAAGGAGGAGGAGAACGAAAGAAAGAUUAGCGAAGCCCCGUGAGGCGCGGCCGGGGUUUUGGUUGAGAGGAGAUGGCGGGGAAUUUCUGGCAGAGCUCGCACUAUUUACAGUGGAUCCUUGAUAAGCAAGAUGUAAUGAAGGAGCGACAGAAAGACUUGAAAUUCCUCACAGAAGAAGAAUAUUGGAAACUACAAAUAUUUUUUGCAAAUGUGAUUCAAGCUCUUGGCGAACACCUCAAAUUGAGGCAACAAGUUAUUGCAACCGCAACAGUCUAUUUCAAGAGAUUCUAUGCCAGAUACUCGCUGAAAAGUAUAGAUCCAGUACUGAUGGCUCCAACUUGUGUAUUUUUAGCAUCAAAAGUAGAGGAAUUUGGUGUUGUCUCAAACACACGUUUAAUUUCAGCUUCAACUUCCGUGUUAAAAACCAGGUUUUCUUAUGCAUUUCCUAAGGAAUUCCCUUACAGAAUGAACCAUAUAUUGGAAUGUGAAUUUUAUUUGUUAGAGUUAAUGGAUUGCUGUUUAAUAGUAUACCAUCCAUAUAGACCAUUGCUACAGUAUGUACAAGAUAUGGGACAAGAAGACAUGCUGCUGCCAUUAGCAUGGAGGAUAGUGAAUGACACCUACAGAACAGACCUAUGCCUCAUGUAUCCUCCGUUCAUGAUAGCCUUGGCCUGUUUGCAUGUAGCAUGUGUGGUCCAGCAAAAAGAUGCACGUCAGUGGUUUGCUGAACUCUCAGUGGAUAUGGAGAAGAUCCUGGAGAUAAUCAGAGUCAUUCUAAAGCUAUAUGAUCUUUGGAAGAAUUUUGAUGAUCGAAAAGAAAUGGCUGCAAUACUCAACAAGAUGCCAAAACCAAAACCACCUCCAAACAGUGAAGGAGAGCAGGGACCCAAUGGCAGUCAAAAUUCAACCUACAAUCAAUCCUAAUAAACUGGCAGUUUCGUGUACCAAAAACUGUGAAAUGGAAUGGAUUCGGACUGUCUGAUAGACAAGGAAAUUCCUUUCACUUCAUAAAGACAUUCUGCCAGUUAAGGUGGUGGAGAAGACGCUUGGGUGUGGUUUGAGAGGCUGGACAUGAAAUUAUUGUAAUUGUUCAAAGAAAACCUCUUGUUGGAAACCAAGAAAAUUACUCAGUUGCUGCUGCAGAAACACUCGAGUUUCAUUUAUGUUUGUGACUUUGUUGUGUUUCAAGGGGCGUUGCCCUACUCAAGCUGUGCUUUAGAACUGUGUACAAUAAAAUCUAUGCCAAAUUUUAAGAUUUGUGCAAAUUCCCUAUCAAUUGAGAAAAAUCCAUGGAAAAGUAACUGAACAACAGGGAAUGAUACAGUAGCUUAAUAUUUAUAAGCUCUUGAAGAUAAGACAGUAGCAUUACACCUUUAAAGAAAAUCAAACACUUUUUUGUUUGGUACUUGAGCUGUUGUAUGGAAUUAAUUUCCAUAAUUUUUGAAAUGCAACCUGAGGAGGUUUGGAAAGGCCUUAUUAACCAUAUAACCAAGUCAAAAUUAGACCUCCCAAUGUCACUUUCCAGAUAUAAUGCUAAGCAUUGAUCCUUCAGUUUUAAAACUGAAGUAAAAUUGUUGUUUUUCAUCUUGUUUCGUUAAAUAAAAUCUGAAACAUAUCAUUUCCAAAAUGGAACUUCAAAAUGAGUUAUUUCUGUCUUUAGUAGAUGUAGGGGCCUAUAAAUGGUCAGUCAAUUAUGGUCCUAUUUAGUAAGGUUAAACUUAUUUUGAUUGCUGUAUUUGUUCAAUAAACUCAAUUAGCUGGCAAUGUUUUAAAAACAACUAAAUGGACCCUUGCCACAGUGAGUUUACUGGUGGUUCUUCAACUGUAUUGUCAUCAGUAUUGCAUAAAUGUCUAUUUUCCAUUUAUCUAGCUGAAUUGUGACCCCCACACACUGUUUCCUUCUCUAUUCCUGCACCUUGGUUAUAACUUUCAAAAAUAAAUUUGCCAGCAUUUGUGGUGUCAAUUUUUAUUGAUUUAAUGGAAGUAUAAUUGAGAGAUUGCAGCUGUUAUUCCUACAGUGACUAGACUUCAGUAUUUGACUGACUGUAAAAUGCCUUUGGAUAUCCUGAGGUAAAAGGCACUAUAUAAUCCAAGUACUUUUUACCCAGUCUCAUACAGAAAAUGAUGCACAUUUGUGAAGAUAGACAUUAUAUUUUGAGCCAUCCAAAAACAUGAUUUUAACAUUUCUUUACAAAAUAUUACAGCAUUUUCUGGAAAUACAGUAGUUGAAGAAUCCUUCUAAUAGAACGUUACAUGAACAAAGUGAAAGUUUUACAAACAUUCUUAGCAAAAAUACAUCUGAAAAAUGAAUUGCGGUUGUGGAAAAAUCUGAUCAGGAUUAGGGAAUGUGGCAAAUAGAAUUUGUUGUAUUGAAUUACCUUCACAUACCCAAUUGCAAACCAAUAGUUGCAUUUGAUAUGUUUGAAAAUGUUUUAGACUGAAUUUUCAACCAAGCACAGAAUACAGUACAGUAUGGACUAUCAUACCUGCCAAAACCAGGAUAGCUGUGUAGUUUUCACUAUGGCACACUAGUGUUGCAAGGGUGGUGUUCUCAUUUAAUAGCUACCAGACUUGUUCUUAAAUAGAACCAUCUGUACUGGGUUAGUGGUCUAAUGAUACUUUCUAGCUAAUCACAGCUGGUUACAAAAUUCAAAGACUUGCCAUCAAGGGAAUCAAACAUACCAGGUGUCUGAGAACCAUCUUUACUAGAAUAGCUAUAAAUAAUGAAAAUCAAGCAUUCAAACCUACUUCUCCAAUACUGUAAAAGUUGGAGUUUUUUAAUACCUCUUUAGUUGAUGUUUACAAAAGAUGUAAAGAUUACAAAAUAAAACAACUUAAUCAUUUAA